AUGGCAUCGAUCCAGUGUCUGAACCCCAAGGCAGAAUUGGCCAGACAUGCCGCUGCGUUGGAGCUCAACAUUAGCGGAGCUCGCGGUCUGCAAGAAGUUAUGCGCUCGAACCUUGGGCCCAAGGGUACUUUGAAGAUGUAAAUUAGUUCUUUGAAUGAUAGAUGAUAUAAAUUUGGUGUUCAGGCUGGUCUCGGGCAGUGGUGACAUCAAGCUCACCAAGGACGGCAAUGUUCUUCUUCAUGAAAUGGUAAAAUUUCAUUGUUUUCUUUCUUUAUUUUUUUCAAAGCGAUAUCGUAUGUAUUCUAUUUUUACCCUGCGUUCGAAUUAUCAGUUGAAAAAUCAAAAUGUUAUCAAAUCAUUAAUUCUCAUCAAAUUAUUGAAAGUUUCUAUUUUCAGUCCAUUCAACAUCCAACGGCGUCAAUGAUCGCCAAGGCUUCGACGGCUCAGGAUGACGUCACCGGCGAUGGAACCACAUCGACCGUGCUUUUCAUUGGAGAGCUUCUCAAGCAGGCAGAGACCUAUGUUCUUGAGGUUUUCCAACUUUUUCAAGUGAUAUAAAUCUCGUUUUUUGCAGGGAGUUCAUCCGCGCCUGUUGACCGAAGGUUUCGAAUGGGCCAACGCAAAAGUUUUGGAGCUUUUGAACACCUACAAACAGGAGGUUUAGCUUAUAAAACACAUGAAGGCGAUGAUAAUUCAAUUUUUCAGGUCGGAGCUGAUCGCGAAAUUCUCAUCGAAGUCGCCAGAACCGCUCUUCGUACUAAGCUUCAUCACAAGCUUGCUGACCACAUUACCGAGUACAUAAUUUAAAGUAGUAAAAUUAGUCGCGGCUCUUUCUUACUUAAGUAUCGCCUUCUCUCUUUUUUGGGUAAUUUCUGAUUCACAAGGGAGGUUCAAAAGGUUCAUAUAUUCGAUAAAACGUUGCUGAGAGGUACUUAAAAAUAUGUCUUACGCUUUUAACUCCAAAGUUUUAAGAUGUGGCUUUCACCAAUAUAACUGUGUGAAAAACGUUUUUGGAUUAAAAUAAAGCCUGCUAUAAUUCUGAUGACGAUAAACCAGCCGGGCUAAAAUUGGGUAAACAGCGGGUGUGCCCCUAUUAAACUUGAUUGAGGACUACUUUUUUGACUUUUGAAAUUUUCCACCACACCGUUUUAGCGCAGUUAGUGUCAUAUUUUCAAAAUAAACAGCUGAGUCACAUUUUUCUUGUUGCACCCGUUUUUCUCCCGUUUUAGCCCGACUGAGACUUCGAAAAAAAUUUUAAUAGGGGUACACCUGUUAUUUUUCGCGAUUUUUGUGAAACUCGAAAAUGGCUUUUUUUUUCACACUGGAAUAUGUUUGUUUCAAUUACGAUCUUUUUAUAAACCAUAUCCCUUCAGAAGAAAUCGAAAUUAUUGGAUUAGUAGCAAGUUUCAGGCCUUUGCCAUUUUUUCCUGCUUCAUUACGGCCUCUUUUUCGAAAAGAUGAACUUGAUCAACCCCUUUUUGUCUUAUUUAAUGUUGAAAAACACUUUUAUAUUUUUGAAGUAUCAAUUUUUAGAUGUGUUGUCGAUGCGGUUCUGGCCAUCAGAAACGGCGACGAAGAGCCUGAUUUGCACAUGAUCGAGCGGAUGGAAAUGCACCAUGAAAGUGACAUGGACACCUCUUUGAUCCGGUUUUUAUAUACUAUAUAUUUAUCGAUUGUAACUUCAUUUUUCAGCGGCCUGGUCUUGGAUCACGGAGCCCGUCAUCCGGACAUGCCGAAACACGUCGAAGACGCCUUCAUCCUCACUUGCAAUGUCUCUUUGGAAUAUGAGAAGACGUAAAAUUCCGUUCUAAUUACAACAAUAUAAAAUAAUAUGUUUCAGGGAGGUCAACUCGGGUCUUUUCUACAAGACUGCUGAGGAACGCGAGAAACUUCUGGCCGCUGAACGCGAAUUCAUCACUCGUCGCGUUCAUAAAGUCAUUGAACUGAAGAGAAAGGUAGAAUAUUGAAGGGUCUCGAGAAGAAGAGACUUUGAUCUUUUUUAAUAAAUUAAAAAAUGCUCAAGAAACGAUAUUUGAAGAUUUGACUUUUUGAUAGUUUUUGUAGUAUUUAUCUGGAAAUUCCAAAAAUAAAAAUUUUUAGUAUAUCGUAUGAUCCAUGUUCUAUAGCUCUCUUUAUUCAUUUCAACACUUUAGUUUUUAUUUUUUUGUAAAAUGUUAAAAAUUUUUAUUUUUAGUUGAAUUUUUUUGAAACGUUUUUGGCCAAGUUAUAGCGAAAUGUACCCGAAUUUUCAAGUUUUAUUUUUUUGAAACCAGUUUUUCUGAAUUUUUUUCUGAACUGAAAAAAAUAUGUGGGGUAUCAGCUAAACUCCCUAAAAAAAUACUAUCUUGGUAAAUUGACGUUUUUUUCUGGCUUUCAAGGUGCUCCCAUGAAAAAAAAUAUAUGUAGGAACUCUUCAAUAAUUGACGUUUGAAGGAGUUUUUUGUUCCUGAUGAAUGAAUUUUCCGAUUUUGAAGCUUGAAUUAAAAAAAAAUUCAACUCGUUAGAAUAAAAUUGUGUUCCAGAUCAUCAACGAGACGCCCGGCAACGAGAAGAAGGGCUUCGUGAUCAUCAACCAGAAGGGAAUCGACCCUCCUUCUUUGGAUUUGCUCGCCGCCGAAGGAAUUCUGGCCCUGAGACGGGCGAAACGCCGCAACAUGGAACGUCUCCAGCUGGCCGUCGGCGGAGAAGCCGUCAACUCGGUCGAAGAUAUGACCCCCGAAGUUCUGGGCUACGCCGGCCUCGUCUAUGAGCAUUCUUUGGUGAAUAACAGGGCCUAUAGAAAGUUAGAGAGCAUUCAAAAAAGAGAUGGCUCGCGUUUUUUUUUUCUCUGAACCUCUUGGUUAUCAGUGCUCUCGAGCUUCAGACGAUCCAAGCGUAGAAAAAUUGAUGGUUGACUCAGCAUCGCCUUUAUAAGGUGCUGUAGCUUCACGGCUGGCUUGCAAUCAAGAAAAAAGGUCCUGAAACGAUAAAGAAAAGAUAGUGCCUGGCUGGUGCGAUCAGCUUGCGACACUUAGCCACCCAAGCUAGCCGUAAAUUGGAUAUACUAUUUCUCUCUAGCUUCAUAAAAUUUGAACCUAGAUAUUUUUAACUUGACUCGAUAACACCUUCCUUGAGGUAGUACGAAUUAAAGUAGGGAAAUCUUCUGGACUUUAAUUCCUUUUCAUAUCGUUCUUUUUCAUAUCCCGACUUUUCAUAUCGUUAGUAACUUUUUCCGAGUUUUUUUUUUUCUUGACUUUCUCGAUUCGAAUGCCCUUAUACGAAUCAUGAUAAAAACCAAAAGAAAGCUUUUUGAAACGUUAGAACUUUGUUCAAUCCGUUUUAAUUUUUCUUCUGUCGAUAACUAUAAGACAAAAUAUCUCCAGAAAAAGCUGUAUAUCCGUGAUAUUACGGGAAGAAAAAAUGGCCCGUUUUUUAAUUGCAAUCUUCCCGCUUUUUCAUGACUGUAGAGAAUUUUUGAACCAAUCCUUUUCCUUGUUUUUUGUUUUUUUUUUUCUAAUUAGUUGCUUGAAAUUUUUAUCAUACUAUUAGAUAGGAGACCAUCACAAAAAAACACAAAGAAACAGAAAAAUAAUGUAAUCUGUGGAAAAUCUGUACCGGAUUUUUUUUUUUCAAUUCAUUAUUCCAGGGAGAAGAAAAGUACACGUUCGUUGAGAAGUGCCGCGAUCCCAAGUCGGUCACUCUGUUGAUUAAGGUUUUGGAAUAGUUCAGCUCGAUCCUUAUUUAUUGAGAUUCCAGGGACCCAACAAGCACACGAUCACUCAGAUCAAGGACGCCAUCCACGACGGCCUUCGCGCCGUUUUCAACACUAUCGUUGAUAGUGCGUUCAUAUCAUCAUUUCAAUCGAAAUCAGGCCAAAAAAUAUAGAUUAUGGAAAACUCAAACAAAAAAAAUUCCGAAUACUUAAGGGGUUUUAAUUGAAUUUAAUUAAAUUUCUAGAAGCCCUAAUCCCUGGAGCCGCUUCCUUCGAAAUCGCUGCCUACGUCAUGCUUCAGAAGGAAAUCCAGAACAUGAAGGGACGAGCGAAAUUGGGAGCCAAGGUAUUUUUCUUCACAGAGACUACGCAAAACUGUGUUUUUCUCAAUUUUUGAGUUUUUAGCAGCUUUUUCAUGAAUUACUGUGCGAAUAAGGUGAAUCGGAAUAAAAUGAAGUUUUAGAAUAGUAAAAUAGAUGAUUUAAUAUGCCUUUUGUGCGAGAAAUUUCUCGUAAAGUUCAUUCUCAAUUUUUAAAGUUUUGAGUAGCGUUUUCAUGAAAUAAUGUUCGUAUGAACAGAAUUAGAGAGAAUUUAGCCAUUUUAACAGUAUAAUUCGUGAUUCUAACCAGAUUUUAGUGCUGGAAAGCUCUGAAAAGUUUAUUCUCAAUAUUAAGACACACACAAAUUAAUUGAAAACUUUGAAUUUCUCGAUAAAUUAGAGAAAAUUUAUUCCCAGUUCGAGAAGCUAUGAAAAAAAACUUUUGAGAACUUCAAAUUACUGAAUUUAAUCAAAAAAAAAUUAAGGCCUACGCUGAUGCUCUUCUCGUGAUUCCCAAGACGUUGGCCAUCAACGCCGGACAUGACGCGCAAGACACGAUCGUCAAGCUCAUCGAAGAGAAACAUUCUGUCGGAGAUCUCGCCGUCGGAAUCGAUUUGGAAACUGGCGGCGCUGCCGUUCCCACGGUAAAAAUGAUUUUUUAAGCUGGCAAACUAAUAACCGUUAAAAAAGGACCAAAUACGACUGGUACAUUUUUGCAAAAAUUGAAAGCUUCUAUAGUUUUACCAGAGUUCCUUCCAUCAUCGUUGAUUUUCCAUCCUUUUUCUGAUCUCUAACUGAAAUUUAAAGUCUUUUCCGACAAAAUUCAGGCGCAUAUUCUGUUGAAAUAUCUUUUAAAAAUCAAUUUGGUUUCCGAUUUCGACUCUUAAAAAAGCUCAAAAAAAAAAGGAAAAUCCGAAGAUUAUAGAAUGUACCCGAAUGAAGAUAUAAUUCAGCGUAAAAGGUGGAGCAUUCGAGUGUUUUAGAGGUCCGUCCCGAAAGGAAAAGAGUAUUCGAGAACAAUUUCGAAACUAGAAAGAUAAAGAAAAGUUGAAAAGAUUGUGGGACCUUUACCGACUUUGUCUAUGUUCUAGAAUUAACCUUUUAUAGGCGUGAUGCUCCAAAAAAUUUCAUACUGUUUUGCCUCGAAUUUUGAAAGUUUCAAGGAUAUUUCUUCAAUUUUCAUGGACUUUUCUUGAGUUUUUAUAAGUGUUAAACUGAGUUUCUUCGACUUUCAGGGAAUCUGGGACAACGUGACGGUGAAGAAGAACAGUCUCUCGUCGGCCUGCGUUCUCGCCUGCAACCUGCUUCUGGUCGACGAAGUCAUGCGUGCCGGAAUGACCAACCUGAAACAAACCCAACAAGAAUAA
Messenger RNA from Caenorhabditis auriculariae, 5377 nucleotides. The record is from the annotation of a GenBank genome assembly. NCBI's taxonomy places the organism in Eukaryota, Metazoa, Nematoda, Chromadorea, Rhabditida, Rhabditidae.